Rattus norvegicus (Norway rat) is the source of this 1367-nucleotide messenger RNA. It is a transcript of the gene Mymk, whose product is annotated as myomaker, myoblast fusion factor. The record is from RefSeq and is marked validated. Bases 145 to 810 code for a protein of 221 amino acids. Gene Ontology annotation, cellular component: membrane; Golgi membrane; plasma membrane. NCBI's taxonomy places the organism in Eukaryota, Metazoa, Chordata, Mammalia, Rodentia, Muridae. The transcript has 5 exons. Gene Ontology annotation, biological process: myoblast fusion; positive regulation of skeletal muscle hypertrophy.
AGAGCACUUAAGCCCUCCUCGUGGGCGCUGCCACAGCUGCGGCAAGGGUUGCUGAAGAAGAGAAGUGGGCUCUAUUUUUCCCUGCCCUGGAGACCAAGGAGGCCUUCACUACCUUCUCCCCUGCCAGUGCCUUCUUCCUGGCCCAUGGGGACAGUUGUAGCCAAACUGCUCCUGCCUACCCUCAGCAGCCUGGCCUUCCUCCCCACAGUGAGCAUUGCUACCAAGCGGCGUUUUUACAUGGAGGCCAUGAUCUAUCUCUUCACCAUGUUCUUUGUGGCGUUCUCCCAUGCCUGCGACGGGCCUGGCUUGUCCGUGCUAUGCUUCAUGCGCCGUGAUAUUCUGGAGUACUUCAGCAUCUAUGGGACAGCCCUGAGCAUGUGGGUCUCCCUGAUGGCACUGGCCGACUUUGAUGAACCCCAGAGAUCAACCUUCACGAUGUUUGGUGUCCUUACCAUUGCCGUGCGGACUUACCAUGACCACUGGGGCUACGGGGUGUACUCUGGUCCCAUAGGCACCGCCACCCUCAUCAUUGCAGUAAAGUGGCUGAAGAAGAUGAAAGAGAAGAAGGGUCUGUACCCUGACAAGAGCAUCUACACCCAGCAGAUAGGUCCCGGCCUCUGCUUUGGGGCCCUGGCCCUGAUGCUUCGCUUCUUCUUUGAGGAAUGGGAUUACACCUACGUUCACAGCUUCUACCACUGCGCCCUGGCCAUGUCCUUCGUCCUGCUGCUGCCCAAGGUCAACAAGAAGGCUGGGAACGCAGGGGACCCCGCCAAGCUGACCUUCUCCACUCUCUGCUGCACUUGUGUCUGACAGUAGCCCCCCUGCUCCAGGCCCCUGCCUUCCUGUCUGGCAGCCCUGCUGUCUCUCCCGGGAUACUUCCUACACUUUCCCAGUGGAAUGUCCAUGAGGAAUGGCCUCCUCUGCACCCCGAGAGACCAGCAGGGCUGCUGCAGUCGGCGAAGUGCUGCUUAGGGACCCACGAAUUCUGUGUUCACCAGUUGCUUCACUCUAUUCAGGAAAAAAAAGAGAGAGAACUUUAUCCCCCAAGGCUGCAUAACCAUAGGUGUGCCUUGCAGAGCCCUAGGCCAGUCAGUAUUGGCCCCAAGUCACAACCCAGCAGUGUACACAACAGCAGCAUACGGGUUAUCUAUUUCCCAGGCCCUGCCUGCCAGGAUUGUCUGCCUUUCCUAGGAAACUGGGAUUGCCCUUUCUACCCCUGCCCAGGCCCUGAAAGCUCCCAGUUUCGGGAGCUGGACCCAGUGAGCCCAGUUCCAGUCUGGACCCAGGCUUGGUGCCCCUGCCUGAGUCCCAUCCCUUCAGCAGUUUUUCGGUCGAGCCACUCACAGUAAACUCUUGAUCAGUCACUA